This is a messenger RNA of Micromonas pusilla CCMP1545, 1518 nucleotides long. RefSeq lists its product as uncharacterized. The transcript has 2 exons. The coding region runs from base 1 to 1518 and encodes 505 amino acids. The record is from RefSeq and is a predicted model, not a curated record. Lineage: Eukaryota; Viridiplantae; Chlorophyta; Mamiellophyceae; Mamiellales; Mamiellaceae.
AUGGCGAGCCUGGCGCGGAUGGCGUGCUCGCUCGCGGCGCCGACGCUCGCGCGACGCGCGCGUCCGGCCGCGCGCGCGGCGUCGCUCGCGGUCUCGACGCGUCGCGUCGCCGGCGGACGCCGCGCGGACGACGCCGUCGCCGUCUUCGCCGUCGCCGCCGCGCGACCGCGACCGCGACCGCGACCGCGGCGGGCGACGACCGCGGCGGGCGCGGCGAAGACCGCGGCGCCGAUCGAGACGAUCGAGGCCCCGCCCGGGGGGGUCUGGUCCGGGCUCGACGCCUGGCGCGCGUCGCCGAUCGACCGGCGAUACGUGUGGGGCGAGCGCACCGCGGUAGAUCUCGGCGUCGUCGUCCCGCCCGGUCCCUGGGCGGACCCGACGCGCGCCACGGCGUCGACGAUCCCGACGCUCCCGAGCACGCUCGCGGAAUGCGCGGACCUCAUCCUGCGGACCGCGGACCCGGCGAUAAAGGCGGCGCUGUCGCACCGCGCGUACGCCGCGUUCGUCGCCGCCGAGGACGAGGACGAGGACGAGGACGGCGGCGCCGCGCGGCGGCGACGCAUGAAGAUCGGACGCGCGUCGCCGCCGGACGCGCCGGCGCGUCCGACGCGACCGACGCUCGUGCACCCGAAAGACGUUCCGAGCCCGAAGACGUGCGAGCUCGGGAUGAGCGCGGCGAUGAUGCACAACAUCGCGCACAUCGAGCUGAACGCGAUCGAUCUCGCGUGGGACACCGUCGCGCGGUUCUCGGCUCUCGCCGCCGCCGACGACGACGACGCCGACGAAGACGACGCGUCCACGUCGUCGCCCCGCCGCUUCGUCGUCCCGAUGGACUUCUUCCGCGACUUCGCGCGCGUCGCGGACGACGAAUCUCGACACCUCGGCUGGUGCCUCCAGCGCCUGAGCGAGCUCGGCGUGGCGUACGGCGACAUCCCCGCGCACAACGGAUCACUCGCCGGGAGGCUCGCGGUGGUGCCGUGCAUGCAAGAAGCGCGCGGGCUCGACGCGGGCCCGCGGCUCGCGUCGAAGCUUCAGGGCCGCGGCGAUAACCGAAGCGCCGCGAUGAUCGCGAGGAUAAGCGACGAGGAGCUCGCGCACGUCGCCGUCGGCGUCGCGUGGUUCCGCGAGCUGUGCGGCGCGUUGCGCGUCGACCCGGGCGACGCGUUUCGCGCGCACGUCGGCGAACACGCGCCGGAGUCGCUGCGCGGACCGUUCAACCACUCGGCGCGAAUCGCAGCGGGGUUGGAACCGAAUUGGUACAGCGUCGGCCCGGAGCACAGGAUGGGAAUCGAGUUCGGGACCGGGACCGGGACCGGGACCGGGACCGGGUUUGGGGACGACGCGGAGGGGGAGGGGGAGGAGGACGGCGAGCGCGAGCUGAAGAAGAGCGCGGCGGCGUUGGUGGCACGACUGAAGAGGAUGCUCGAGCUCGAGGGCGUCGCGGUCGCGGCGGGGGAGGCGACGCCCCCGACGGCGGCGGAGGAGGAGGCGCGGGGCGACGACGAUAGAUCUAGUUAG